UCCAAUAUGACGCCUGUUAUAAGGUAUUUGUUGUUUGUAGUUUGUCUGUGUUACAUUAUCACAUUUGCUACAGUAACGGCUGAUAAAAUAAAUCAUGCUAUUGAAACGAGGAUGGCUUUCUUCGAGGAGCAACUCAGGAUGCAGGAUAUUAAAAUGAAACAACAGGAGAGAAGAAUUCUAGAGCUUGAACAGAAGCAACUCAGCCUUGAAACCGAAGUCUGGAUGCAAAAAGAAAUCAUCAAAACGAUUACACGAUCAAAGACGGUCGAAAACGUAACUACAAAGGAUGUAGAUGAACAGCUGUUUCUAACCAACAACAUGAGAAAACAGAAAGUACAACCUGACAAAACAGUUAUUCGGGGUAUUAGACAAGUGGAAAGGACAGCAUUUACCGUGUAUGCAACAAAAGUCAUCCAAAACUUGGGUCAAGGUCAACAAAUAAAAUUUGAUACGUUGCUGACGAAUCUGGGCAAUAACUAUAACAUUCAUACAGGCGUUUUCACAGCACCAGUCGAUGGUCUUUACGCGUUUUGCUUUUACAUCGCUGAAUACAACAUUCAUCAGUUAUAUGCUUCGUUGGUAGUAGAUGGCAAAAGGACAGUACAAGGCAUAGCUGAUUGAAUGCACGACGGACAUGAUGUUCAAGGUGUUAAUUUUGCUCUCUUAAACCUAUUAGCGGGACAAAGUGUAUGGCUUGAAAGUGAUGUACCUGGCGGAUAUAUCUUCGCGGCAGAUACCAAUCGAUUUGAAUCGUUUUCCGGCUUCUUUUUGUA
Messenger RNA from Mercenaria mercenaria, 773 nucleotides. RefSeq lists its product as uncharacterized. Bases 7 to 621 code for a protein of 204 amino acids. The transcript has 4 exons. Gene Ontology annotation, molecular function: protein binding. NCBI's taxonomy places the organism in Eukaryota, Metazoa, Mollusca, Bivalvia, Venerida, Veneridae. The record is from RefSeq and is a predicted model, not a curated record.